AUGCGUGUCGCCAUCGCCGGUGGAUCCAGUCCGACCUUAGGAUCUUCGAUUGUAUCAGCCUUGCUCGCCACCGAAGGCCGCUAUACACCGGUUAUACUGUCUCGCAAGAGCAAAACGCCAAGAGAGGAGGAAUCCAAUAAACAGAACGGUGAGGUUGAAACCAGAUGCGUGGACUAUCAGUCUCAUGCCUCUUUGGUACUUGCGUUGAGUGAUGUGGCUGCGGUCAUCAGUGUCUUGCUUAUCCCAGGGCCCGACUGGGUAACAGCUCAGGUGAACCUCCUUCACGCUGCGGAGGCCGCUGGCUGUCAGCGCUUUGCUCCAUCCGAGUUCGCACUCACAUCAUGGGCUCACACCAUGGUUGACCUGUUGGACAUCAAAAACACUGUCUGGAACACUGUUCGUGCAUCGGUGGAUCAAGGCAAAAUUGAUGCUGCCCGUUUUCCAUGUGGAAUGUUCAUGAAUUAUCUCGGAAUAGGAUGCCCAGAGUCGAAACGUACAGAUGCCCUGGCCGGCUUCCAAGAGGGUCCGUUCCUGGUUCAUCUAGACGGCAACCCGCCAUGGGUUGAGGUUCCUGUCCAAUCUGAUAAUACAAUGCCAAACAUCACAAUGACCGACAUUCGAGAUGUCGGUAAAUUUAUCGUUGCUGCUCUGGAUAUGAAGGAGCCGUGGGGUGGCCGUGAGCUAGGAAUGGCGGGUGAUACUUUGAGCUUUGAGAAACUCAUAAAUAUUUGCCAAAGAUAUAUUGGACGCCCAAUUGAAGUCCGCCCAGUGAAGGAGGAUGAGCUUCAAGCACGGCUGUCAGCCCUCCUUCCGGACCAGGUUAUUCCUCGUAUGGAAUGUCAACUGGCGAUUGUUUGUUCACGCGGCGCAUCUGUGGUGCCAUCUACACUCAAGUUGUCGGCCUCACACCCAACAACUGUUGAUGAAUACAUGAGGCUCUACUGGUAA
Penicillium canescens is the source of this 948-nucleotide messenger RNA. RefSeq names its product aromatic alcohol reductase. The transcript has a single exon. Lineage: Eukaryota; Fungi; Ascomycota; Eurotiomycetes; Eurotiales; Aspergillaceae. The coding region runs from base 1 to 948 and encodes 315 amino acids. The record is from RefSeq and is a predicted model, not a curated record. Gene Ontology annotation, molecular function: oxidoreductase activity.